This is a messenger RNA of Microtus oregoni (creeping vole), 3883 nucleotides long. RefSeq names its product ORAI calcium release-activated calcium modulator 2 (gene Orai2). Bases 253 to 1005 code for a protein of 250 amino acids. Gene Ontology annotation, biological process: store-operated calcium entry. Gene Ontology annotation, molecular function: store-operated calcium channel activity. The transcript is spliced from 4 exons. Lineage: Eukaryota; Metazoa; Chordata; Mammalia; Rodentia; Cricetidae. The record is from RefSeq and is a predicted model, not a curated record. Gene Ontology annotation, cellular component: membrane.
AGGGGGGCCAAUCCUCCGCCCUGGCCUGGCCACGGGGCCAGCCGGCCUGCGGAGACUCAGACGCCAGCCACAAGCGGGAGCUGGGAGCUGGAGCCAAGUACUGAGGGCUGGGGAGCCAGGGGCUAGCAAGAUGCUGGCAAUUGUGACGACUGAGGUUUGGUCCCAGAGAGCCACGUGGUGGAAGGAGAGAACCAACUCCUACAUGCUGUCCUCUGGCCUUCAGAUGCAUGCUGUGUCAGCCUGGUUCCCACCAUGAGUGCAGAGCUGAAUGUGCCCAUGGACCCCUCCACCCCUGCCUGCCCUGAGCCGGGCCACAAGGGCAUGGAUUACCGUGACUGGGUCCGGCGCAGCUACCUGGAACUGGUCACCUCCAACCACCAUUCAGUGCAGGCGCUGUCCUGGAGGAAGCUGUACCUGAGCAGGGCCAAGCUGAAAGCCUCCAGCAGGACCUCCGCCCUCCUCUCUGGCUUCGCCAUGGUAGCCAUGGUGGAGGUGCAACUGGAGACACAGUACCAGUACCCGCAGCCCCUGCUCAUCGCCUUCAGCGCCUGCACCACGGUGCUGGUGGCCGUGCACCUGUUCGCUCUGCUCAUCAGCACAUGCAUCCUGCCCAACGUGGAAGCCGUGAGCAACAUCCACAACCUCAACUCCAUCAGCGAGUCACCGCACGAGCGCAUGCACCCCUACAUUGAGCUUGCCUGGGGCUUCUCAACUGUGCUGGGCAUCCUGCUCUUCCUGGCUGAGGUGGUACUACUCUGCUGGAUCAAGUUCCUCCCUGUGGAUGCCAGGGGCCAGCCAGGCUCCCACAGCCACACAGGCUGGCAGGCCGCGCUGGUAUCCACCAUCAUCAUGGUACCCGUGGGUCUCAUCUUCGUGGUCUUCACUAUCCACUUCUACCGCUCGCUGGUGCGGCACAAGACUGAGCGCCACAACCGUGAGAUCGAGGAGCUGCAUAAGCUCAAGGUGCAGCUGGAUGGGCACGAGAGGAGCCUGCAGGUGGUGUGAGGACUGUCCAGGAUGGCACAGCUUGCAGGAGAGUGACCCUCAGGCGGUGUUAGCCACCGUGCCGCCGGCAGGAGUAGCCAAGGGGCUGCCAGACAAACCCUGGCUUCAUGAGAACCACCACAACUUCGUAAGCGCCACAGUGGGGGUUUCUGAGCAGACUGCACAGAUGCUGCCCCGAUUCUUCAGUACUCCUCAGAUGCAUGAGGGUCUAAAGGGGUGAGGAUACAUCCAUCCUAUCACACAGGCCAGAGGAGGAAAUAGGGUCACAUGGCCCUGGGGACUUACUUCCUGGAUCAGGGACAAGCUGAAAACACCUUGUCCUGGGAAAGGGGUCCCAGCACACCAGAGGUCACAGCAAAUCUCAGACAUCUGGGCCUUGUGAUUGGCAGGCCAGCUAGAGGACUGGGGUUCAGUCAGUAGCUUGCCUAGUGUGCAGGAAGCUCUGGGUUUGCACCCCAGCACUACAUAGCCAGGUGUGGUCAUCCCAGCUUUAGGGAAGUAGAGGAAGGAGGAUCAGGGGUUCGACGUGGUUCUCUACUACAUGGUGAGAAGACAUGCACGUGCAUACAUGUGAGCACACGCAUACAUACACACACACAUAAAGAACAGGCUGCUGGAAAGAGCAGAGAUGAGCCCAAGGCUGGCACAGGGUAACAUGGCUUGCAAUGACACACAGGGGAACCGUGACUGAUCUAUGUAUGGUUCAGCUUGGUGCUUUCCUCCAGUUCUGGAGAGUAUCACGAGGUGUCCAGAUCCUGGGGCACGCACAGCUCAACAAGGGUAACACAUACCGUUAUUGGAAUCCAGGUUGCCUAGACAUAGAUGACCCAGUGUGGGAGGCUUGGCAGGUUGAGGAGAAAUGUCCUAGAGUUCACCACCAGCGGCUCACUGAGGUCAGAGAUGGUGACACACCCCACACACAGCAGGCUCUCCCACCUCCUAGUCACAGAACGGGUCUGAACUGGCCAGCUCUGUGGACUCCGUCAACACAGUGAGCAGCAUCUCAGAGACCUGGCAGCUCAGCUACUGUGCUGCCUGUGGUCCCUAGACACUGAGAGGAUAAACUGAAGGGGUUUCCUGUUUCAGCACAGCAGUUAGCCUGGUCUGGCCUGUGGGUGGGGCAGGGGGCCUGCUCCAGGCUAACAUAAGUGGAUAUUCCUUAUGAUAGCCCGGUUAACUGCAGAGAAGAGGGGAACUCAACACUGCUGUGGCCCUGCCAGGACUCUCAGUGCAGGUCCCUGCCCCCAUGUUUGCACAGCUGUGCAUGAGUUUGGCAUUGUCACUGCAGGCAUCUGGUGACCCAGCUGGUGUUGUCCAUGUCCUGCGGUACAGCACCAGCUUACGUGGGAACUGCUGGGACACCCUGUUUACCCACGUCUGCAGCAUCACCCGGACUGGGCUCCUGCAAGGAGUCUAUAUUUGGUGCUGUGGGAGCCUGGAGACCCGCCUGGGGUUUCUGGAAAUGGGUCACACUGUUGAGCAUAGGCUUCCGCACACAGAGGGCCUGGGGGAGCCUCUCGGAGAAUCUUCCUUGUAAACUGUGACAUCUUUGGGGAACUAGGACACCAUGUCCUGUCUUUCAAAGCUGUGUCCUUCAACACCCUCCACCUCUGCGGACAGGUCUUGAGACCCUUGAGGUCUUAGACCUCUGCUUUCCUGGGGUCUUUGGGAAGGGCAGCUUAGUUUGAUUUGUUUUGCUGAAGAAUGCUAGUCAUGGGCAGGCGCGAUGGCUCAGUGGGUAAAGGCACUUGCCACCAAGCCUGGAGACCUGAGUUCAGUCCCCAUCCUCGGAACUACACACAAAUAAGUAUAGUAAGGAAAAUAAUUUACUAUUAGAGUCACUGUAAGAUGGCACAAGAGUCCCAGCAGGGAAGACAGGAUAAUCUUUUGGAAUGAGCAGCUCCAAUGGGCACCUCUUGGACCACCAUGUUGAAGGCUGAGGAUGUCGCUCAGUGGGUGGUCUGUUUGCCUGGCAUAACAAAGCCCUGGGUCCCAUAUCUAGCGCCACAUAAACCAAACAUGGCAGGAUGCAUCUGCAAUCCCUGCAUUCAGGAGAUGCAGGCUGGAGGGUCGAUGGGGAGUUCAAGGUCAUAAUGAGGUCAAGGUCAGCCUGGGCUGGUCAGAGUUUGUAUGGGGGGGAGGGGAGCUGAGUAGACCAGAGUUCAAUUCCCAGCAUCCACAUAGGGCAGCUCACAACUACCUGUAACUCUGGCCUCUGCAGGCAUCCACGUGUGUACAUACAUACACAUACAAAAUAAAAAGGCGGUUCCUGUGGACAUUAGACCCGUCCUUCCCACCCACUUUCUGAGAGCAUCCAGUGCUCUCAGAUCUAGGGCAGUGUAGAUCUCCUGUGGUCCCUCAUGCUGUCCCUUCCCGUCUUCUCAGUCUUCCAGUGCCGGGGCAGGGGACAGCCGUCUGUGUGUGAACACUGGCAGAAGCCAGCAGCGCAGGCUGAAGGCGAGACAGUUCACUUUCUGGAGGCAUAACCUGAUUUCAGACAUUGCUCUAACCACAGUGGGCCCCUGGGGCCUGCACAGGCUUGCCCUAAUUUCGUCUGUCCAAGAUGCAGCCCUUCCUGAUGCUCAAGGGACCGGUGCCCUCAGACACACCAAGGCCCUUCCCAACAUGGCAUACAGUCUCCCGGUAUGCUUGACCACAAAGUCUCCAAAAUCCAAGCAUUUCCAUUUAAGAAACUUCAAAGGCAGACUGUGAUUAGCGUCUUCCGGAAAGGUCUACUGAGAACAAGCUACAGGAGCCCAGAGGGCCCAAGACUUCCUCUGUGCCACUAUUUCUGCAGGACACUGUAGGUAAAGCCUGCCCUGUGUGUGGAGUUUUUAGCAGUUACCCUGGAUUGAACUGAAUAAAUUGAUAGCGCUUU